UAUACCGGAAAAUCUAAGAUUUUAUGUUUGUGUGCAUUAUAUUUAAUUAAUGUUUCUUCAGAGUAAAGCUCGUCGUUUGAAUGAUUUUUACAACAUUACAAACUUUAAAAAUUUAAAUUUUUAAAGCAAAGGUGUUGUUUCGAAAAUUAACAGUAACACACGUAGUACUUCUAAUUACGUUACUAAGUGCCAGUGAACUUUAGAAGAGUUGUGUGAACUGUGGUUCCAGAAUAUCAAAUGACAAGGUCUGACUGAAUGAUUGACAUGAUCUAGCGACAAAGAAUUUUUAUAUAUUAUAUAGGCUUUGUUUGUGUUACUAGAAUCGACUCUGAUUCUGAAUUCGAUUCGUUCGAAAAUAGAAGUUACAACUUUUAUCAAUAGAAGUUAGAACCGUUAUUUUGAAGGAAGAUAUAGAAAACUUUACACUUGUAACAAGGUGAUGAACUGUUGAAGAUUUUAGAUGAUGGAGAUUUUCAGGAUAUGUCAGGAGCAACAAAGACUGAAGCUUUUCCUUCUACUUUGAUUCCUUCAUCAACCACAGAAAGAGCUAUGACAGAAACAGCCCGAAGGCCUCUAAGAUCCCAACCAGUUGGUCGAGAUUAUAUAGGAGCAGGGAUCUCAUCUCUGCGAGACUCAGAUGGGUUCUUACGUCCAGUUGGGUUUUCUUCGGUUAUUGGUAUUGCUGGAGCAAAAAGGUCAGAUGAAUCUGUGUCGGAUAACGUACAGAAGGAACGUGUGCUCAUGUAUAAAGAAGAACGUCGUCGUCAGAUAGCUAAAAGAUACAGUGAAAGGUCAUCUGAAGAUGAACUUAUAACAAUUGGUGAAGAGCCUUCAUACAUGAGGUACUCACAACGGCGAUCAAAGAAAAAAUCUGAUAACUCGCAAAACAAGGAAGAUAAAAAAUCCAGUAGGAACACAGAGGAUGUUUCAUCAUCAGUAUCAAAGAUUGCAGAAUCUCAACCUAAUUCCUGUGCUCAAAACAUAAUAGUUCCUAAUAGCCAAUCCUCUACUAGAAGACGCUUCAUCACAAGGGAUUCUUCUGGCUCUGAAGAUGUUACAGCAAAUUCCCAGCCUCCAAACUUAAAAAGGGAGAGUGGAAAUGUGCGUGGUGGUGAUAAGAUUCGCUCCACAAGAGCUUCUAGAUUAAGAGCAGAAGCAAAUUCUUCAUUAUUUGAAAGCUCAGGAGGAAAGAUUGAUGGACUUCAGAAGAAGGAAAGUUUUCGAAGUAAAGCACCUGCAGCUCCUCUCUCAUCUUCUGAAUUUGAAACUUGUGCUUCUCCCAGUAAUUUCAGAAGUGACACAUCACCAGUUGCUAAGGAUUAUACUGAGAAUGUUAGAGAAAAGGACCAUGAACAAAUAACUACAGAAGAAAGUCAUGCCAAAAACACAGAAAGUGAAGAAUGUUCUGAAGCAGGCUUAGCAAAGGAAAAAGUCAAAGACAAAAGUUACAAAAGGAAGUCCAACUUGAACAGAGCAUCUUUAGUUGAAGAACAUCCACAUGUAGCAUCAGAUACAUGUGAAGAAUCUCUUAGAAGGUCUCGAAGAUGGCGUAAAAAUAGUGAUUCUACUUCUCUGAACUCUGGAUCUGAGAAGAAAAGUUCAGGAUCUACACUUUUCAAUAGAUGUUUUGGAGUUUCAGUUAAAGACCACCAGUCUCAAUCCAAAGAAGAAUCUUGUGAUUCUCAGUCUGACAUUAAGUCAGGUAAAUCAAAGAUAUCACAGUUGGUACGAAAGCAUCAAGAGGCACCAACCAGAAAGCAGUCAUUUGACCAGACCCCAGAUUCAUCUCCACGAAAAACUUCAGCACUGAAAAGACCCGAGAUUCCUAAAGUUCUUCGACAUAAUAGCUCCACUGAUCCAGAAAAGUCUUCUCCAGUAAGGUCACGUAGUGAGAGGCUACUGAGGCGAGCAGAACAUGGAGUAAGUAGUGGGACAGACAAAGGUGAUAAAUCCCAAAGUGAAAAUGAUGAAAAACGGCCCAAAUCUACAUCUGUUAUCACAAGAGCUUCAAACAGUCUGCAAACUGAAAGCCUGAAAAAAAGAUCCAGAUCAAAUCCAAAUAACCACAUUGUGCAUAGAGACAAUUCUUUCUCAAUAACUCCACCUUCAAAGAAAUUACAUUCUGAUCAAAAUAUCAUAGAUUUUGAUACAAAAGAUAAGAAAAAAUCAGUUGGAAGUAACGAUUACUCAUUAACUUUAGAAACAAAAGAUGUAUUAGCAUUAGAAACACCACAUCUAAUAUCAGAGUUUGAAACUGUUUGUAAAAAGCAAAGCAGAUCUAGUGAAAGUAAGAAACUUAACAGUUCUUCCUACUCAACAAUAAGUGCUAGUACACAGGGGAGUGGGAGCACCCGUUACUUUUCAUGUGAUAAUACGUGUCCUCAAGAAUUGGACACUGAGGUGGAUGAAGUGUUUUCUACACCUCCUGACACAUUAAAGAGGGAUUGGAAUUCAUUAUCAACAACUACAGCUGAGUCAUCUGUCAUUUAUACUCUUUCAAUAAGCACAAAAAGUAAAACUUUUGGUGAGUGUUUAGAAACUUGGAAUCCAUCUUUGAACUUAGAACCAUCUUCCUACUCACCUGCAUAUCCAACAACAUUUGAUACUUUACAAGAUGAAGAGAGUUCAGAUAAGGUUACCAUAAAAACUGCUUCCUGUUCAAGAUAUUCACCUGUAUUACAACCAGAGGAUCUGAAAGAAGAAUUAGAAAAAGAGAUGUCUUCAGGUGAAAACAAGAGGAGAUACACCAGAAAAAGGGACAUUUCUGUCAAUAAGUCGACUAUUUCUUCACAGAGCUUGACUGAAGCCAAAAACUCCUCUGAAAGUGAAAGUGUUUCUGUCAAGAAGACAUCACAGACAGACAGCCAAGGAGCAUCUUCAUUAAAAUCUCUUGCUACUGAAACCAGAAUUAGGGAUAAUACAAAAACAUCCAGUGAGGAACUAAAAAAAGAAUCAAAGGAAUCAAAAUCUCAUUCAGUAUUUAAAACUAGACUGAACUCAGAAGAAAGAGAGACUAGAAGUCAGUCUCCAGAAGUACAUUCAAUUCUGAAAAACAAAACUGAUAAAAGUGAGUCAAGUAGCUACAAUCUGCAGGUACAUCCAAUUUUGAAACAUCGAACACCAGAAGAAACAGCCAAAGCACAGAGUGAACCUAAACCAAUCCUAAAGCAAAGAAACAGCUUUGAGGAACUUUCUUUGGACCACAAAAAGAGUGAACCAAAACCAAUAUUGAAGAAAAAGUAUAGCACAGAAGAUGAAUGUGAAGAUAAACCUAAGUCUAUCCUAAAAACUAAAUCAAUACAUGAUAGUGGUUCAGAAGGAUCAAAUUCUCAAGAAUCGAAAAUUGAAUCAGACAGUGGAGUUAAGCCUAUUCUUAAAAAGCCAUACAUGGAAGGAGAGUAUUCCAAACCAGUUUCAAUUCUGAGAACUUCUUCACCUGAAAGAAGCAACAUGUCAGAUUCUUCAGAAUGUGGUGUUCAUGUUAAGAAUAUUUCACAAACUGUAGCACACCAUGCUUUUCAACCAGGGAGCCAAACUGUUGAGAAAGACAAUAAUGAUGGUGCUCCAACUAAGACAGACCAACCUCCAUCCAUUUUAAAGGUGAAAGACAGUUCAUCAUCACUAUUAACACGUGAGCUAACACCACCCUCAAUCCUGAAAAAGCCUAAAGAGGCUGAUUCCUUUACAAAUGAACUAAGUAGUGUGUUGAAAAUAAGGAAAGUGAAAAACUCCCAGGAGGAAGAAGCUGCUGUUCAAGCACCUAAAAGUGCCACGUCAUGCAAUGAACCAGAAUCAUUAGAUUCUGAAAGAAAACAACUUAUGGAAGGGAGUGCCUUCCAGAAGAAAAUAUGCAAGGGAAAGAGUGUUAAAAGAUUUGACCAUCGUAAUGCACCUAGAUAUCGCACACAGCCUGUAACUGUGAAUGAACUGAAUGAAACAGAUGGUUUGGAAUCUGUACAGGCAUUUCGUGCUCUUGUGAUGAAGAAAGCAUCAUUUGAUAUAUUUGCACAACGAGAGAAGGAAUUGGCUCCUGAGAAACUGUCAAUUUCAGAUAAAAGAAAAGAGUACCCACAACCUUACAGACCUGAUAAAAAGAAAGAUCGACGUCAAGGAGUCAGAUAUCGUACUUUACCUGUGACACUUGAAGAAAUUAUUUGUGCAUCAGAUAGAAAUUCAUCAAUUUCAUCUCCUUUGAAUUCACCUGUAUCUAUGCAAAAGCCCACUCAUCCUAAAAGUGAAUCAUCUGAAGAACUACAUUUGAAAACUUCUGGAAGUGAAGAUGAGUUGUCCAAAAUGAGUGUAGCUGCUAAAGCUACACUUUUUAAGCAGUUAGAAGCUCAGCAGAAACAGCCCGUUCAAGCGAUAGGAGCAAAGCGAAAAAUUGCCAAUAGACGUUUUCUUCCUCGUUCACAGACGCAGCCAAUUACUGAGGAGGAAGUUCAUGAAGCCUCCAAACUUGUCAAAGAGGAUGAUAAAUCAAGUGAAAGUAAUCAAGAAGAAGCAGAUAAGAACAAUUCUGUGAGUACAGAUGAAAAGAAAACUGCUUCUGAUUCAGAAGAUGAUCCAGUUAACCUUAGUCUUGCUGAUAAAAUGAAACUUUUCAACCAAAAGAUUGGUGAUGAAAAGAACAAACCUCCAGCUGUUGCUCCAGAUCCAAAUUCACGGAGAAGGUGCUCCAGGUUCAAAACCCAACCCGUGACAUCAGAUGAGAUUGAGACAGUUAAUAAAGUGUCCUUGUUAGCUGCAAGUCUAUCAAGAUGUCAUGAGUUGAAGGAAAACACUGAUCAGAUUUCUCAUUCUAAAACUUUUACACCACCUGUAGGAGGAAGACUUGUUCUACCAUUAUUACCUGGAAUGAAAAGAACAGUUGCAUCAGAUAAAGGAACAACUAGUUCUGAAGAUACAGACAGCAAUAAUUUUAACAAAGGUAUUUUGAAGAAAGAAACUUUACAUCCUACAGCUGCCUCUUCAAGAGGAAUAGUUGUGCCUAGUAUAUCUUCAAAUCUUGCAAUUAACAAGGAACAAUUCACAGAGUCCUCAGAAAUUAAAGGAAUCCUUAAGACACAGAAUGCAGAUCAGGAACCUCCAGCUUUGAAACCCAUACUGAAACCUGAAGGAAGUUUUGAGUCUAAAGAAGAAUCCAGUGAGUCAUCUAGCACAAGUUCAAGUGAAGAUGACAGUGAUGAAGAAGAAGAAGAAUCUGGUAGAGGAUAUACUGGCAGUAAAACAGUUCUAACAGGAGGACAGAGUCACAUUAUUUUUGGCACCCACACUUCCAAAACCGAAGAAACCAGUUUGUCCGCUAGUUCUUCCAUCCGAGAAACGAAGAAAAUCACUAACCCAGCUGUCCAGCGCCGACUUAAUGCUUCUAUUCGUAAGAAGGAAGAAAGGAGAAGUAUGCAUGAAGUACGAAGCCACGAGGUUUUGUCCUCUGCAUCUUCUUCUUCUGUGUAUGCUAUGGAAGCUCAGAAGUCUCUUGCUGCAGAGCUACAAAGAACAUUUGCAAUGCAGAGCCAGCACAUGAUUGCAUCUGAGUGUAGUGAUGGAAGUGGUACAGAGCAAGAACGACACAAGCUUUUCCCACCCACAAGAAGCCGCACACAACCACUUACCCAGGACGAAAAGGAUGGGGUGGAAGAGCUGGGUGGUGGAAGCAUAGCUGAAAGGUUAGCAGCUUUAAAACGAAAUGGUGAAGAAAACUGGAAGAAACGCCUGGAGAAGAACAAGACUGACAAACCAGAAGAAGAAAUUCAAGGGUUAGCAUCAACUAUAGUGAAAAAGAGAGAAGAGAAAUCCAUGGAACCACGGCCAAGAAGUUUGGUUGAAAACAGAAAGCUGCUUCUAGAAGAAUCUGGAACAGAGUGGCGUCAAAGAGUUGAAGAAAAAGAUGCUUCUAAAUUUACUGUUGCUGGAAAAAUGGGAAAACAGUCACUAAAACCUGAAGAAAGUCCUUUAGCAGACAGAAAGAAACGAACUCCAAAGCCUGUUAAGUUUAGGAGCAAAACUGCAAAUAUAGGGGAGGUCAGAGAUAACUCCCUUCAGUUUCUUUCAGUUACACCUGUUCCUAUAACAAAAAGCAAAUCUAUGCCUGAUGCUAUAGGAAAAGAUGAAUCUAGUAGCAGAAGCUCUGAGGAUGAGGAGGAAGUGCCAGUCAGGGUUUUAGUGCCAAAAGCAGACAACGAAACUUUCAGCUCAUUCUUUGAGUCAGUGUCAGCACAGAAAGCUGUGGAGGAAAAAAUAGAAAUCAAAGAUGAGGAUUUUAAAUGUGUCAUUUCCCAGUCUGAAUCUCACCACUUAUUAGCACAAAGGAAGUCAGUUAAGCUACAACAUCGAAGGGUUGCUUCACGAAAUCCUAUUAAGGCACUUGCUUCGAGAACGGAUUUACAGCAUGAGUACACAGAAGUGAAAACUGGUUAUGCAGAGCAAGAAAUGAAGCGAAUAAAAUUGGAACAAAUGGCUAAGACAUCCAAUAAAGCUUUGUCAGCACUAGCAGGAUUGGCUAGUACAGAAGACUUUAAAGCUAUAGCUCUGAAGAAGGGUGUUGUUGGUGAGGCAAGUCCUAUUGUACCUCAGAAGGAUGCUAUGUUGGUACAGAUAAAAGGCCGAAGACAUGUUCAGACACGAUUAGUUGAACCUAACAUUCGAUCUAUUAACCAUGGUGACACCUUUGUUUUAGUCACUCCCUCAAAAGUGUUUUUGUGGAUUGGUGAAUAUAGCAAUGUUAUAGAGAAGGCCAAGGGUGCUGAGGUAGCAACAGUAAUUCAGGCAAAAAAAGACCUGUGUUUCAAGGGAACUGGUGAUGUAAUCACUUUAGACGAAGAAAAGAAACCCAACAGGAGUCAACUGGAUGUGUUCUUCAGACAUCUGGGAACUUCUGAUAAGAAUUGUCGACCUCCUGGAAAACCAGAAGAGGAUGAGAUAUACGAAGCUGCCAUUAUUGACACUAAUAUGAUCUACAAAGUAGAAGGUGAUGAACUAGUUCCUUACGAAGAAUUCUGGGGAAACCUUCCUCGGAUCGAGAUGCUAAAACCAGAUGAGAUACUAGUAUUUGACUUUGGAAGUGAAAUGUAUGUCUGGCAGGGGAAGAAAGCUCCUUUUGAACAGCGAAGUGUUUCUGUUAGAUUAGCCAAAGAAUUGUGGGAUCAAGGGUUCAAUUAUAGUGAAUGUGAUAUUAAUCCACUACAUCCAGAACCUGAUGAAAAAGUGUUGAUGAAAGGAAAUCAGAGACCAAGCUGGGCACUCUUUACAAAAAUCAGUCAACACAUGGAACCUGUACUCUUUCGUGAGAAAUUUUUUGACUGGCCUGACACAUCUCGUUUAAUUAAAGUCAAAGGUCAAGAUAGUGAUGAAACAAAGCAGACAGAGGGUAUGCCUGAACUGAAAGCAUGUGAUGUCAAAAACAUGCUUGAACAAGAACGUACAGAGCCUGACCUCAUUCUUGAAGGAUCACAUUUAGGGCGUGGCUUGGAAUAUCAUGAUGAGAAGGAGCGUAGGCACUUUGAAAUAACAACGAAUUGUGUCAAAGUAUGGCACAUCCUUGAGUACAAACACAGUCCAAUGCCUUUAGGAAGUUAUGGACAAUUUCAUAGUGGAGACACUUAUGUAGUAAGAUGGCAAUAUACAGUGAAAAAUACAGGACGGGAUCUGUCUGGACAAGCAUCUAAACAUUCAUCAGUGGGCAGGAAACGAUGUGCUUAUUUCUUUUGGCAGGGUCUCAACUCCACUGUUACAGAAAAGGGAGCUUGUGCUCUGAUGACUGUUGAAUUAGAUGAAGAACGAGGACCACAUGUUCGAGUCGUAGAAGGUCAAGAACCACCAUGUUUUCUCAAUAUAUUUAAUGGUGAAAUGAUUGUGUACAAGGGUAAACGUGAUGAAGAUGACCCCGAUACCAAAAGUUUAUGGAGAAUGUUCAUGACUCGUGGAGCAUUUCCUUCUGAAGCUGUAUUAAUGGAAAUUUCUCGUGGUGUGCAAAGCCUACGAAGUCGGUCAUCGUUUGUUUUAGUUAACACUUCAAAAGGAAUUAUAUUUGUUUGGCAUGGGGCUAAGUCCCCCAGAGAUGUACAGAAGACUGUCAUGUCUGCUGCAAAGAAGUUGAAAGACAGGCAGCCAAAAGAGAUGAUGUUUGAUUCUGGAAUAAGUAUUGAAAUCAAAGAAAUACGUGAAGGAUCAGAGUCAAGGGACUUCUGGGAAGGAUUAGGUGGGAAGAAUCGACACAUGUACAUGUCACUUUUAAAAAGUCAUCUCGCCUAUAAUCAUACACCCCGUCUGUUUCACCUCACCAGUGUCUCAGGGACUUUCACGUCUACUGAAGUUCAGUGCACAUUCUAUAGUACUAAGCGUGUUUGUCCAUAUCCUUUCUUGCAAUCCGAGCUUUACAAUGCAACUCAGCCAGCUCUCUUUCUUUUUGACAAUGAGCAUGAAAUGUUCCUAUGGCAAGGCUGGUGGCCAGAAGGAGAUGAAGAGAGUGAAAAUGUUGUCACGGGUUCAGCAGGACUGAGGUGGAACACUGAAAGGAGAUGUGCUAUGGAGACAGCACUACAUUAUUGCCAUGAGAAGAAUCCAGAGAAUCCUCCAAAAGCAUUUAUUGUCUCAGCUGGACUUGAGCCAACACUUUUUACAAAUUUGUUCUUAACAUGGGAACAGAAUGAUGAUGUAGCAUUAAUAAACAUCAAAGAUGGCAAGAAACCAGGUGAAAUGCUGCUUGUCCAAGAAGUCUUGGCUAAGCUAACCCGCACACGGUAUACUCUGUCUGAGCUCCAGAAGCGUCCAUUACCAGAAGGUGUUGACCCUUCACGAAUUGAAUCAUAUUUGACUGAUAAGGAUUUUGAGGAUAUUCUUGGAAUGUCUAAAGAAGAAUUCUACACCCUUCCACCAUGGAGACAUUCUGAACUAAAGAAAGUGGCUGGGCUUUUUUAGAUAAUCUGUGAUUUUUUCAUGAACUUCUGCCAGGUUUUAAAGUCAAAAUUCCAGCAUUGAUAAUGUGGCUUUCAGCAAAGCUGGAUCUUUGCAUGCAUUUUUGAGGUCUUGAAUGAUACAGUUGUACUUAAAAUUAUUACAAAUUUUGUGUCCACAAGUCUCAUAAUACUGUCUUCCUGGUUAUAAACAAAAUGGCAAUAUGAUAAAAUUUUGAAAACUGCAAAACAAAAAGGUGCUUAAGAUGUGUAAACUGUAAAUUUAUUAUUUAAUUUUUUGUCUUAUGACAUUUUUAAAACAUGUUCAACAUUUCCUUCUGAUAUUCUCCAUACAUUAUUUAAUUUUUUUUUUGUAACAUUAUCAUUUUGUUACACUUUCUUUUCAAACUUUUCUCAUAUUUGAAAAUUCUGGAGCUGCAUUUAGGCUGUGUGUUGCAGUCAAGUUAUGCCAAGAUUUUUUCAUAAAUUAGAAAUGUGUUUACAUUUUGCUCUAUUUUUGCGACAUGAUAUGUUGCAAAACAUGAUGUAUAUUAAAACAAAGCUUUGAAUGUAUUAACACUGUGCAAUUAACACGAUGUGAAUAUGAAACUAGCUGUAAGAAGGUAUAAUUUUAGUGUUGUAUAUGUAUUUUCAGAGCCUAAAAAUGCAUCUUUCAUAUACUAAUAGAUACCCUUUAACAAUUAAUAAAAGUUACUGUUAGGUGGGUCUGAAACCAUCUUUCAGCAUUUGUUUGUACAGCCAAACAUCAUAGAAAUUGAAAGGUAGUUUAUUUCUCAGAGGCUAUAUAAAUAUAAAAUUAGAUUAUUUUAUUAACACUAUACUUGUACUAAUUUAACUUAAAAGUAACAUCUAGUUAGAGAGGAAGGCAUUGUGUAGCUAGUUUUUCUGUUCAUUAGACUUCAACUCUUGAGAAAGAAUGCAGCAUUUACAGAAUCAAUUUAUAGUGAACCCGAAGUGCCUUGUGAAAGGAACAACUUUAGAUGUUAUUGUGUAGUCAGUGCCUUUGCUAAACUUUUCAACACUUAAAUUCCAGUGUCUUUCUCUCAACAGAAGUGCCUACUGUUACUCCAUAGUGGUGAUAAAGUUACUUAUAUUAAAUUAUGAAACACUGGUAUUGUUUCUCCCAUUUUAUAAUUACACUUAAUGAUUACUGAUAGCUGAGUUUACAAAUCUCUAAUUUAAGAACUGUGCUUAUAUUAAAUUGCUUUAAGUAUUAGAGAAUAUUUGUUGCAUUUGUAUAUGUGAUUGCUGUUUACAUUCUGAAAAUGAAUAGCAGUUCUUUUAUGUUAUUGAAUUAAUAAAAACGUGCUUCAGAUGUCUUUUUAUAGAACUUUUUUUUAAUGUAUGUAUAAAAUGUUUUAGAAUACCCUGCUUCUCCGAUUUUAAAUAUGUUGAUUGAUUUCAAUGUUGGAAAAAUUGUGUGGCACAGAGAGAUAGAAAAAAAAAGGUUGUUAAAAAAUUUAGUCUAAGCGAUAAUUGUGUUUAAUGUUUAUAUUUAAAUAGUCACAGCGUUUCCCUUACAAGGUGCUGGUAGUGUGCUUGUGUCUGUUUGCCAAUAUUAAAAAUGUACAGAGAGAUUUGGACAAUA
This is a messenger RNA of Limulus polyphemus (Atlantic horseshoe crab), 10500 nucleotides long. RefSeq names its product supervillin-like. Bases 481 to 8916 code for a protein of 2811 amino acids. NCBI's taxonomy places the organism in Eukaryota, Metazoa, Arthropoda, Merostomata, Xiphosura, Limulidae. Gene Ontology annotation, biological process: actin polymerization or depolymerization; actin filament severing; barbed-end actin filament capping. The record is from RefSeq and is a predicted model, not a curated record. The transcript has 34 exons. Gene Ontology annotation, molecular function: phosphatidylinositol-4,5-bisphosphate binding; actin filament binding. Gene Ontology annotation, cellular component: cytoplasm; actin cytoskeleton.